CUCUCUCUCUCUUACAAAGUGAGAAAAAGAAAAUUGUUCAAACGAGAUCCAAUCUGUUUGCAUGCAUGAGGAAUCUAAAGAUGAUUCCUUGAUUAUUUUUCUCUUUCCACGCUCUAAUUUUUGAGUCUCCUCAGUAUUUGCAGGUUGCAGUUCCAUGAAAUGCAGCUGAUCUCGGUCUAAGAGCAUGCAUAAAGCAGAUCAUAAGCACCUUCCUCAAACUUCGAGCAUUCUAGUUGGAGUUCCAUGCAAGCGGAUGAUGGAUACAAUUACUGUGAAAUGUGGUCACUGCAACCAUCUCUCCUUUCUCGGCCCCAGACCCAUUGUGCAGUCCCUUACUCCCACUAAUCAUCAUCUCAUAGGCCUUCAGGGUCCUUGCACCGACUGCCUGAGAGGACAACCUUCACCACCAUCAUCAUCAACUUCAAUUGAGCAAAUGAUCCAAAGCCCACAAUUUGUCAUGAAACCUCCCGAGAAGAAGCACAGAAUGCCUUCUGCUUAUAAUCGCUUCAUGAAGGAGGAAAUACAACGAAUCAAGGCAGCUAAACCUGAUAUUCCUCACCGGGAAGCAUUUAGCAUGGCUGCAAAGAAUUGGGCUAAGUGUGAUCCUCGUUGCUCGUCGACUAUUGUUUCGCCUUCUGAUACCAAUGAACUGGCCCCCGUUCCAGAUUCGGAAAGAAGCAGUUGCUCUAGAAUGGAAAGCUCAAGUGUUUGCAAGCAAUUGGAAAAGAAGGAUUAGGUUCCGAAACAACAUAUGGAGCUCUUCCUCUUUCCUAGUGAUGCAAUUAUGGUGUUAAUUUUUGUUGGAUCUUGUCUUAGAUCUCUCUAUAGUGAAACAUCUUUAAAUCUGUACUAUUUCCCAGUUAUGAUCCAUGUAUCCUAUGGAUGCACUGCAGAUGAAGAGGAAGUGAUCCAUACAUGUUGCUCAGAUGUAUGAAUUGCUAAGAUUUAAACCCAAGUAUUGAGUGCCUCGUUAG
Musa acuminata subsp. malaccensis (wild Malaysian banana) is the source of this 974-nucleotide messenger RNA. Its product is annotated as protein DROOPING LEAF-like. The record is from RefSeq and is a predicted model, not a curated record. Gene Ontology annotation, biological process: floral meristem determinacy; cell fate commitment; style development. Lineage: Eukaryota; Viridiplantae; Streptophyta; Magnoliopsida; Zingiberales; Musaceae. Gene Ontology annotation, cellular component: nucleus.